UCUUCCAUAGGGUGUUGUCACCGUACAAGAUUACCAAGGUUUUGGAUAACUAUACCGAGAAGAUGAAUACUUUUUCACAUGUACCCCCUGGCUUUAGAUUCCACCCCACGGAUGAAGAACUUGUCGAUUAUUAUCUUAGAAAGAAGAUUGCUUCAAAAAGGAUUGACCUUGAUGUCAUCAAAGAUGUUGAUCUUUAUAAGAUUGAGCCGUGGGAUCUUCAAGAAUUGUGCAAAAUAGGAACUGAUGAUCAGAAUGAAUGGUACUUUUUUAGCCACAAAGACAAGAAGUACCCUACUGGAACUCGAACCAAUAGGGCAACGAAAGCCGGAUUCUGGAAAGCUACAGGAAGAGAUAAGGCUAUUUACUCAAGGAACAUCCUCAUUGGCAUGAGAAAGACCUUAGUCUUUUACAAAGGCCGUGCUCCAAAUGGACAAAAGUCAGAUUGGAUCAUGCAUGAGUAUCGACUAGAAACUAGUGAGAAUGGAACUCCUCAGGAAGAAGGAUGGGUUGUGUGUAGGGUGUUCAAGAAGAGAUUGGCAACAGUGAGGAAAAUAGGUGAUUACGAGUCACCAUGUUGGUAUGACCAAGUCUCAUUCAUGCCAGAACUUGAGUCUCCAAGGAGAUCAAUUUCCCACCCUUAUGCCUCACCAUAUAACCAGCAGCAGCAGCACUAUUCCCAGUGCAAACAAGAGCUUGAUUUGCAGUACAACAUGCCACAUCACCACCACCAUGAUUCUUUCCUCCAUCUCCCUCAAUUAGAAAGCCCCAAGGUUCCUCAGUCAGCCCCAUAUGGUUCAAUGUUGCAGUCUUCCACACUCACACAAGAGGAGCAAUUGCAGCAGCACAUCAAUCAGCAGCAAAACAUGUUCAACUCAUCGUCAUCGUCAUUGGUGCUUUACAACAAUAAUGAUCAGCAAUCUGUUGAUCAGGUGACCGAUUGGCGUGUGCUCGACAAGUUUGUUGCGUCGCAGCUGAGCCAGGACCAGCAAGAUGCUUCCAAGGAAGUUACAAAUUACUCCAAUGCAGCAUCAAUGUUUCAUGUGGCCAACAUGCUGGCCAAUGAGUCUUCCAGAAGGCCAGACAAUGAAAAUUUAGGGCAGGACUAUGCCUCAACAUCCACCUCUAGUUGCCAAAUUGAUCUGUGGAAAUGAUCAGAACAUGAAUAUUACAUAUAAUUAGCCAAUACAUGAUACUAAUUAAUCGUAGGAGGUACAGUACUUCAAAGGGAUCAA
Molecule: messenger RNA, 1232 nt
Organism: Prunus mume (Japanese apricot)
Lineage: Eukaryota; Viridiplantae; Streptophyta; Magnoliopsida; Rosales; Rosaceae
Product: NAC domain-containing protein 7-like
Biological process (GO): regulation of DNA-templated transcription
Molecular function (GO): DNA binding
Source: RefSeq, a predicted model, not a curated record